Messenger RNA from Notodromas monacha, 1701 nucleotides. NCBI's taxonomy places the organism in Eukaryota, Metazoa, Arthropoda, Ostracoda, Podocopida, Cyprididae. The record is from the annotation of a GenBank genome assembly.
AGAAAUGGAAGGGGUGAAAAAAGAGGUGAUUGUUAAACCUAUAGUUUACGGAAACGUGUCGACAAAUUUUGGCAAAAAGCGCGAGGACAAGGGACACACUCAUCAAUGGACAGUAUACGUCCGGCCCUAUUCGAAUGAAGAUAUGUCUGUUUGGGUGAAAAAGGUUCAGUUCACGUUGCAUGAGACAUUCGAGAAUAGAAUACGACAGAUAACUCAGCCGCCUUAUGAAGUAACGGAAACCGGUUGGGGCGAGUUCGACAUACUCAUCACGCUGUUUUUCAACGACCCCGAUUGCGAAGAUUUCGUCACUCUGUCACAUCAUGUAAAACUAUUUCCCGGGAAGCAGGAUGUGAUAAUCAAGGCCAAGAAUUUGCUCGUGUCUGAGGUGUACGACGAAAUAGUUUUCACAAAUCCGUCUCCCAUGAUGGGUCAGAUUCUCCGGAGUACGCGGCCGUUAGUUCUAGGGAACUAUGCUCAUGAAACGGAUUUUGAUGAACAAAAGCUCAAACAAUUGAAAGCUUUUGAAGAAGCUCAGAUUCGAAUUGACAAAGAGCUCAGGGAAUGGAAGCUGCGACGGAAGCAAACGGGAGAAGCUAUCGAUACGGAAAACUGCGUUAGAAAUGGAAUAGUCGAAGAGCAGAUGAAAGCACUGGACUUCUACGAGACUCUAGUAUGUGUGCAUUCUGCUCGCUCAUGAAAACUAUCUUCGUUCAAAUCGCAUGCAGGUAAGCAUAAUGCUCUUUUUGUCGUUCAGCAUAAAUAUCAAAAACUCAUUGUACAGUAGUAUUUUGAGGCAUUGCGUAUUGCAUGUUUCGUGAAUUUCUCCGCUGUUAAAUCCCUGCCUUUCUGACGAAGAUAUUCUACCCCACGCAGCGUUCCUGUCUUGGGCGAUCUAACUCAGUAGCGAAGUUCUGCACUUCGAUGAGAAGAUUCCUUUCAAAUGAGCAUGAAAAUGAGAGGAAAGCGUUGUUGGGAAGGCAUUGGAAACCAAAAAAUAUGGCGAACUGAAAGAUAUUGUUGGUGUCAAACAUGAGACGGAUUCUUCCAAAUCUAAUGUUUUUUGAAGAGCUGUCAACAACGUGAUAAAAUCCUGAGCACUACUCCAAGGGAACAAAGUUCUUCGCUUGGGUUUUGAGCCGGAGCUCUUUUUUUUAACCAAGAUGAUCAAAGAGGAAUGUCUGGAGAUCUGUGCCCCAUUCAAGUGUUCGGUAAAUAAAAAAGAGAUUUACCUUGCAUAUUCUACGUGUUGUGAGAUGCGUUCCUUCUGCGAAUAGUGCAGUAUUCAUGUCUUACGAUGGUUGGUUCGUGAGUUUCGUUAGUCCUGCUCUUCCCGUGUUUCAGUCUUGGAUGGAUGGUUUUAAUUGGCGCGUUUGGUCAUUUCAUUGCGAUUGGUAUCAUUAAUGCCCACCCAGAUGAAAUGUUGACAUGCUUUUGUGGAAAUGGAAGAAAAUUGGGUUUACUCUACACGUACGUUCUGUAAACUCGUAAACAGUCGAAGCGCUGUUGAAUACUGUAGUUUGGGCAGAAACAGAUCGUCUGAGAACUGAUUUGAUUAAUCCGACGAUUGGAAGUUUCCUGAUCCUAGCAAACGCGCAUUACCGUACUUAUAAUGGAAGUGAAGUUGCGCAAAAAUUUUAGUUGAGGAAAUUUUUGUGCGAAUCAUGGCUGUUCUGGAGAAUAGAAAAAUCCUUAAAAAUGAAA